Komagataella phaffii GS115 is the source of this 2286-nucleotide messenger RNA. Its product is annotated as Reverse transcriptase subunit of the telomerase holoenzyme. The coding region runs from base 1 to 2286 and encodes 761 amino acids. NCBI's taxonomy places the organism in Eukaryota, Fungi, Ascomycota, Pichiomycetes, Pichiales, Pichiaceae. Gene Ontology annotation, molecular function: telomeric repeat DNA binding; telomerase RNA binding. Gene Ontology annotation, biological process: telomere maintenance via telomerase. The record is from RefSeq and is a predicted model, not a curated record. Gene Ontology annotation, cellular component: telomerase catalytic core complex. The transcript has a single exon.
AUGUUGCUGAAAAGGUGGCUUGAUGAGAGGGAUAUAGUUCUUAGGGGAUUUCAAAGUAGCCAAUUGAAACGAUUUUUGAAUGUUGAAGUGGAGCAUUGCCCAGUGGACAUUAACGUUAGACUGGACAACGAACUUGAUCAAUUGAGCCAUAACGAGAUCAUAGAUUAUGUCAUCAAGCAAUUGAUCAAAGCAAACAAACAACAUUGUGUUUCAAUUGGUUAUAAAGCCGGAGAAUCGGUCGGGGCUGAGUAUUACUGCGAGGCAAGUAGCUUUCAAGUGAAUGUGCUGAAAUCAAGUGAAUGGAGAAUUCUCCACGAGUCCAUGGGGAGCCCUCUCUUUAUUGAUUUGCUUAUCAACUACAAAGGUUGCAUGCCUCAUGAUUCAACUUUUAUACAAUUGUUUGGCCCUCUGGACGAGGUACCUUCGAACAAGAACUCAAGGAAUUCUCAGACUUUUCGUUUGCGAAAUUUACUACGGUUUAGGCAAAAGUUAUCGCCAAUUCCGGAGACUCCCUUACAAUUAAUAAGGAUAAUGCUUGUCAGAGGAUCUGAGUUUGAUCCUAAUCUUGAAAAGGCCAGAGAGUUGUGCAACAGAAUUUAUUAUAAACAUUCCCGCUGCAAGUACAUGUAUAUAUACGACUCGAUAUGUUCACCAAAGAGGGAGAGAUGUUCAGAUAAUUUUGACUAUGCACUAGAAAAGAAGAAAGUCGUAAAAUUUGUACUUGUCAUUUGCGACACAAUUUUUCCACUGGAACUAUUUGGUGACAAAUUCAACAAAAGGAUGGCCUUUAAGAAUAUAUCGAAGUUUCUCCUGUCUUCCAAGGAAGAUUCCUUUUCAGUUAAUGACUUUGCCAACAGAAUUAAACUGAAUUCGAUAACGUGGUUAAGAAAUAAUCCCCAAACAGGAAAUCGUCCAUGCAAUAAACAAGAGUUUCGACUCAAACAAAACGUUUUUUUCCAUUUUAUUGAGUGGCUCUUCAAAACGUUUCUUCGAAAUUUGGUUGCGAGCUUUUUUUAUGUUGUUGAAAGAGCUUCAAGCUCUGAGAUAUUAUACUAUGAUCCACGAGUUUGGCGAAAGAUAUCAAAGCCAUAUGCCGAUUCUCUUUUUUCCAAAACGUUUGCAAAAAUGCAAGCAACAAAUCCAAAUCCAAGUUGCCAAAAGUCAAUUCUAAGAAUUUUGCCCAAGAAACAUGAUUUCAGACCUAUUGCAGCGUCAGCAUCUCGUGACAUUCAUUUCAUCCUAGAUAUGAUGGCGCGGUUAAGACCAACCUCUAAAAUAUUGCAGGACCUACGCCCCGACUUUUUGAAAAUAUCUCCUUCCCAAAUACCCAAGACAGUGUAUACUUUCAAACAGAAGCUAUUAAGGCACCAUGAAUGCUUACCUCAAGUUUAUGCAAUAAAAUUUGAUAUCAAAAAUUGUUUUGACAGUUUACCAAGACAGAAGAUACUUCAAUGUUGCCAAAAAAUACUACCCGAGAGAACUUUCUUUUUGUCAUCCUCUUACAAUUACAACGAAACACCAAAUCGGUUAUACUCUACUCAAAAACUAUUCACAGAUGUAAAUUUAUCGUCAGAUAGAACACCAGAUGGGCUAAUUCAUAGGAAUAAAGUCACAAAACUAAACAGAACUGCGCUCUUAGAGAUCAUAAAAGAGAGUUUGGACCAACCAUUAGUGAGUAAGGCUGGAACAUACCAAAGGAAAAUAGGUGUUUUCCAAGGCCAUUCGCUUUCUUCAACCUUUUGUGACGUUGUUUACGAUCAAUUGGUCCUUGAAUACUUCGCCAAUAUAUUGGACGAUGAGAACUCUCUACUAAUGCGUUUUGCAGACGACUUCCUAAUACUCUCAACAUCUUGGACAACGAUCGACGAUGUUCGCAAAAGAGCAAGCCUUGGUUUCCCUGAUUAUAAUGCCUUCACGAAUAAAGACAAGACAAUAGCCCAUCAUAAUUCCCAAACGUUCGAACUAAUGUAUUGUGGAGUUUCAAUCAACUUACAAGAGCUCACAACUUCAAGGAUUUCCACGGAUUUUCCAAUUUCAAAUUUGCCCCCAUUUUAUUCAGAAAAGCUAUUUUCGAAAUUGCUGACAUUAUUCAGAUUCCGAGUUUCACCAAAAAUUAUCUUCUAUAACCCCCCCGAAGCUCAAUGGAAAACUGUUCAAUGUGCUUGGGAUAACAUAAUGCUUCUUCUAAAAAAGAAUAAGGUCAGGAAAUUUCCGGUUAAACGAUUCUGCAAAGAUUGUAACGAAUAUCUUAGAUCUUUGAACAUUGAAGGUAGUCUACAGAUAUAG